AUGUGUUGCAACUACUAUGGCAACUCCUGUGGCUACGGCUGUGGAUACGGCUCUGGCUACGGCUGUGGAUACGGCUCUGGCUAUGGCUGUGGAUAUGGCUCCGGCUGUGGCUGUGGAUACAGCUCUGGCUAUGGCUGUGGAUACGGCUCCGGCUAUGGCUGUGGCUAUGGAUGUGGCUAUGGCUCUGGCUCUGGCUGUGGAUAUGGCUCCCGUUAUGGCUGUGGCUAUGGAUCUGGCUAUGGCUGUGGUUCUGGCUCUGGCUUUGGCUACUGUGGCUACCGGCCAUUCUGCUACAGAAGAUGCUAUUCUUCUUGCUGCUGA
Messenger RNA from Nycticebus coucang (slow loris), 321 nucleotides. Its product is annotated as keratin-associated protein 21-1-like. The coding region runs from base 1 to 321 and encodes 106 amino acids. Gene Ontology annotation, biological process: hair follicle development. NCBI's taxonomy places the organism in Eukaryota, Metazoa, Chordata, Mammalia, Primates, Lorisidae. The transcript has a single exon. The record is from RefSeq and is a predicted model, not a curated record.